AUGCCAGCAGAGCCUGCAGCAGAGCUCGCUCCGGUCCCAGUGCCCGACAGCAAGAAUGCUGUCCCGACUCAGCCCCAGGACCCCAACCUGGUCUCCUGGGAUGGCCCAGCUGACCCAGAGCACCCCAAGAACUGGUCCAAAUAUCGGAAAUGGACCUCGAUCAUCCCCAUGUCCCUUUUCAACUUCCUCUCCUCCAUGAGUUCUGCCACCAUGGCCCCGGCCUUGACCAGCAUCCACAACGAUCUCGGCUUCUCUUCAACCUACCUCAGCAUCCUAUCUUUAACGGUCUUCUUGCUGGGAUCCGCCUUUGUCCCUCUCAUUACCGCCCCUCUUUCCGAAGUCUUCGGCAGGUCUCUCGUGCUGCAAUCGAUGAAUCUGCUGUAUAUCCUGUUCAACACCCUCUGUGGUGCUGCCAAUACGCCGAACCAGCUCAUCGUCUUCCGAUUUCUGGCUGGGAUUGGGGGCGCGGGUCCAUUCGCAAUAGGAAGCGGAAUCAACGCCGACCUGUUCAAGCCACAUGAGCGAGGCCAAGCGAUCGCCCUUUUCACAUUGGCCCCCUUGCUCGGGAUAAUCAUUGGCCCCAUUGUUGGAGGGUUUCUGGUUCAGUACGUCAGCUGGCGAUGGUGCUUCUAUGUGGUCUCAAUCGUGGGAGGGGCCACCCAGCUCCUGGGCCUCCCGUUCUUCCGUGAGACCUAUGCUCCUGUUUUGCUGCAGCGACGCUGCAAGGCGCUGAAGAAGAGUACACAGAAUCCUGCUCUCUAUACCGAGCACGACGGUACCUCUCUGCCCCGGCUUCUCCGCACCAGCCUAACUCGACCCUUCAAACUUCUUGGGACACAACCUGUCGUCCAGGUAUGGAGCCUUUACUGUGCUUUCCUCUGGGGGAUACUGUACCUUCUCAUCGCGACUUUCCCGGACGUUUGGACCGUCACUUAUGGUGAAUCGAUCUCCACUGGCUCUCUGAACUACGUCUCCUUAUUUACUGGAAUGGCCGUCGCCUCGCAGCUGGGGACCCGGUUGGCCGACAAGGUGUACAGGAGCUUGUCCGCAAAGAAUGGCGGCCGGGGGCUCCCUGAGCACCGGCUUCCUGUCCUUUUUGCCGGUGCGAUUCUUAAACAUCGGGGCGGCUAUCUACAGUGCCGGCACGCUGGUCGAGGUACUCUGCGUGACAGGCUACAUCAUCGACACGUAUCAAAAAUAUUCUAA
Molecule: messenger RNA, 1206 nt
Organism: Aspergillus mulundensis
Lineage: Eukaryota; Fungi; Ascomycota; Eurotiomycetes; Eurotiales; Aspergillaceae
Exons: 5
Coding region: 1-1206 (401 amino acids)
Biological process (GO): transmembrane transport
Molecular function (GO): transmembrane transporter activity
Source: RefSeq, a predicted model, not a curated record